Molecule: messenger RNA, 792 nt
Organism: Epinephelus lanceolatus (giant grouper)
Lineage: Eukaryota; Metazoa; Chordata; Actinopteri; Perciformes; Serranidae
Source: RefSeq, a predicted model, not a curated record
AUGACAUUUUUGAAUAAAAGCUUACUGAGAGUCAAACGACCAGAACCUGAUUUCACUGCCGUCACUCAAGACCUACCAUCUGAUCCAGUCCAUCCAGGAGACUCAGUGACUCUGCAGUGUUCAGUCCUCUCUGACUCAUAUAACAAAUCAUGUCCAGGAGAUCACAGUGUGUUUUGGUUCAAAGCUGGAUCUCAUGAAUCUCAUCCGAAUGUCUUUUAUGCUCAUGGAAACAGUGUUGAGUGUGAGAAGAGUCCUGAAGCUGGAUCUCCACAGAUAUGUGUCUACAGCUUCUCUAAGAAUGUCAGCUCCUCUGAUGCCGGGACUUAUUACUGCGCUGUGGCCACAUGUGGAGAGAUAUUAUUUGGAAAUGGAACAAAACUGGACAUUCAAGGACCAGAACCUGAUAUCAGUGCCGUCACUCAAGACCUACCAUCUGAUCCAGUCCGUCCAGGAGACUCACUGACUCUGCAGUGUUCAGUCCUCUCUGACUCAGAACAAAACAUGUCCAGAAGAUCACAUGUUGAGUGUGAGAAGAGUCCUGAAGCUGGAUCUCCACAGACAUGUGUCUACAGCUUCUCCAAGAACAAUGUCAGCUCCUCUGAUGCCGGGACUUAUUACUGCGCUGUGGCCACAUGUGGAGAGAUAUUAUUUGGAAAUGGAACAAAACUGGACAUUCAAGGAGAGCCAUAUGGUGUCAUGACCAAAAACCGCCAACCCUUCGACAUUGUUGUCUGUACACUGAGAAACCAAGGGGCCAGGCGCCCCCACUGUCAGUACAACGGUCAAGCUUGA